This is a messenger RNA of Erythranthe guttata (spotted monkey flower), 1694 nucleotides long. Its product is annotated as glucan endo-1,3-beta-glucosidase 8. Gene Ontology annotation, biological process: carbohydrate metabolic process. Gene Ontology annotation, molecular function: hydrolase activity, hydrolyzing O-glycosyl compounds. NCBI's taxonomy places the organism in Eukaryota, Viridiplantae, Streptophyta, Magnoliopsida, Lamiales, Phrymaceae. The record is from RefSeq and is a predicted model, not a curated record.
UCCUUGAAAACAAAAUUAUGUCGUCCAGAUUUUGUAUUUUGGUAUACUUGUCAUUGCUAUAUUUGUUAUCCAAUAAGCAAGGGUUUCUUGUUAGAAGCCUGGGUGUGAACUGGGGUACGAUGGCAAGCCACAAGCUGCCGCCGAAAGUGGUGGUGCAGAUGCUAAUAGACAACGGGAUAAAGAAAGUAAAGCUAUUCGAUGCAGAUCAGUCCACCAUGACCGCUUUGGCUGGCACCGGCAUUGAAGUCAUGGUUGCUAUCCCUAAUGACCAGCUUUCUGUUAUGGCCAGUUUUGACCGAGCUAAGCAGUGGGUCAGGCGCAAUGUCACCCGUUACAACUUCAAUGGCGGUGUUAAUAUCAAAUAUGUGGCAGUAGGCAACGAGCCGUUCCUUACGGCGUAUAACAAUUCAUUUCUGAACACAACAUUCCCAGCUCUUGAGAACAUUCAGAAUGCCUUGAAUGAAGCUGGGGUUGGGGACUCCAUCAAAGCAACUGUGCCUUUGAAUGCUGAUGUUUACGGUUCCCCUGAAGACAACCCUGUCCCUUCAGCUGGAAGAUUCCGCACAGAUAUCAUCUACCAAAUGACCCAAAUAGUUCAGUUCUUGGACAAGAACAAGGCCCCCUUCACCAUAAACAUCUAUCCUUUCUUGAGUCUUUAUGCUAACGAACAUUUCCCCUUUGAUUACGCCUUCUUUGAUGGGGUUAGCAAUCCCAUUAUGGAUAACGGGAUUCAGUACACCAAUGUGUUUGAUGCCAAUUUCGACACAUUGGUUUCAUCUCUAAAAGCAGUGCAGUUGGGUGAUAUGCCGAUUAUUGUUGGGGAGGUGGGAUGGCCGACAGAUGGAGACAAGAAUGCAAACAUAAAUUACGCAUUGAGGUUCUACAAAGCUCUUCUACAAAGACUUGCAGGAAAUAAAGGAACACCUCUACGACCAGGUUAUAUAGAAGUAUACCUUUUUGGUUUGAUUGAUGAGGAUUUCAAGAGCAUAGCUCCAGGUAAAUUCGAGAGGCACUGGGUAUUCAGAUACGACGGACAACCAAAAUUCCCAAUGGACUUGUCUGGGCAACAAGAGGAAGACAAGUAUCUUGUUGGUGCACAAAAUGUAAACAGGCUCGCAAAAUGGUGUAUGCUUAGGCCAGAUGCAAAAGACUUAAGCAAGCUGGCAAAGAACAUAGAUUAUGCAUGUACAUUUGGAGACUGCACAGCCCUUGGAUAUGGUUCUUCAUGCAAUUCAUUAGAUGCCAAUGGAAAUGCUUCUUUUGCGUUUAAUAUGUACUUCCAGAUUCAGAAUCAAGGUCGAUUGUCCUGCAACUUUGAGGGUCUUGCCGUGCUCACCGACCAAAAUAUAUCUCAGUCCAAUUGCAACUUCACCAUUCAGAUAGCUCCCACCUCCUCCUCCUCCUCGUCAUCUCCUUCUUCAUCUAUUUUUUUAGCUGCUUUAACCUUACUAUUAUUAUUAUUGUUGCUAUAGAAGAUGAUAACACUAACAUCUCUUUUUUUCUUUUUUCUUUUUUCUUUUUUCUUUUUUCUUUUUUUUGGAAACCAUACCUAGUAGGCUAGUACUUUUUUCUUUUUUUUCAUUUCAGUUUUGUUAUUUGUGAUGAAACUCUACUAUUGGGCAAUUUCUCCUAUUGAAAAUUGUGAUUGUUUCUACGAGCAUUAGAAAUUUAUGAUAUUUAGUUGGUGUUUCCAU